GUACGGACUGGAGGCGGCGUGCAGAAAGCUCCUUCGGUCUCCGUAUUCCGUAUGCACAUUUCGAGGUCGACGGAAGCUACUGUCUUGGCAGCUUGGAAUCGAGUCGAGAGUCGAAUGAGACGACGUUAUGUGUCGAAGCACAACAAUAGAGAAGUAAGUACUCUGUAUGCGUUGUGGAGAGGAUGAUUGGUGUGCGGAACGAGACAAGGAACGUUUGGUCAGCUCCCCAUGGAUAUGCAUAUGAGACUAAUGCAUAUGCAUAUGGGAGAUGUAUAUGCAAGUGUCAUGCAAUAUGCAUCACGGCAGCAUGGGAGCGAGGUAUCCGCCCCCGCCGAAUGCUUUAUUGCAUGUCGGAAAAAUGCUGGGUGGUAUUGCAUGAGUGCGAAGUCCAGGGUGUCUCUCAUCCCCGCUCGACUUUCUUCUUUCUUCAUCUUCUCCGUUACUGCAUCACCAUCUUAUCAUUUUCCCACGCCCCCUCCAUCACCACCAUCACCCACCCUCCUUCAUCCCCUCGUCCGCCCCUCCUUCAUGAGCUAUGUACCGGUAGGUUCUUAGCUUCGUGGGGCGCGAGCCCCCCUUCCAUGGCUUUCCGGUCCGUCCUCCACGAUUCCAUCCCAUCAACCGCCCGUUCGACACCGAUCCAAGCUUACAAGCCACAAACGGCCCCUUGCACUGGGCGCCAUACACGUGGUGGAGAACAACGCCAAUGGACAACUAGUUUUCCCUCAGGGACGCCUCUCUUUGCCCUAUCCGUUCUCUACAAAGCUCGUUCAGGAAGGGAAGAAGAAAACAUGAAUGCCAAGAACCCUCCUUCAUCUCGUCAUUCUCGGCUCGGGACCGGCGCGGCGCCUUGGGGGAAGCGCUUGUGUUGCACACGCGGCCGACCUGCCAGCGGGUUAUCAUUUCGGGACCCCUCAAGCCACAGCGGACGUUUGUCAACCAGCAAACAAGCAGCCUCUGGUGCGCUGAGCGAUGCUAUUUGCAGUCCCGUCGCCUGGGGCCAACGUAUGGCUCGAGCUGAUGGGUCGUAGCAUGAUGCUUCAUUCGAACAAGCAAAGCCUUUGUCCAAAACAGGGCGCUGAGAAGUUUGGAUCGACAGCCAAGUCGCACACUGUCGACCUGAGCAGCAGCAUCAUCAAGCAUUCGGCUCGUUUCAUAUCACGAUGGCAGUUCUUCUCGAAAGGGGUCCAUAAGCGGGAAUUUGCCUCUGCACUCCCAUGUGGCUGUGACGGCGACGGGACGAC
Molecule: messenger RNA, 1244 nt
Organism: Colletotrichum acutatum
Lineage: Eukaryota; Fungi; Ascomycota; Sordariomycetes; Glomerellales; Glomerellaceae
Exons: 1
Coding region: 183-1031 (282 amino acids)
Source: RefSeq, a predicted model, not a curated record